Messenger RNA from Gigantopelta aegis, 1402 nucleotides. Its product is annotated as cardiolipin synthase (CMP-forming)-like. Gene Ontology annotation, cellular component: membrane; mitochondrion. Lineage: Eukaryota; Metazoa; Mollusca; Gastropoda; Neomphalida; Peltospiridae. Gene Ontology annotation, molecular function: cardiolipin synthase activity. The record is from RefSeq and is a predicted model, not a curated record. The transcript is spliced from 7 exons. Bases 251 to 1060 code for a protein of 269 amino acids. Gene Ontology annotation, biological process: cardiolipin biosynthetic process.
CAUAAUUCACAUUUUAAGACAAAAUAUUCCAAAGAAAUGCCUGUUCCAUGGGAGUUAUUACCUGCUAGAUACUCACACUUUUAACGUAUUAUUACCAGACUUUGCUAGCGUUUGUAAGCGAUGGUUCAGGUUUUUGCCACGUUCGGAAGCUGUGUUAAAUUUGAAAAACAACUCGUCCACAUGUGCAAAAAUAUUGAAAAAUCCAUAUUCAGUGAAUAUAGACCAGCGUAAAACACUUGUGUUAUCACGCAUGCAAAAUAAAACACUUUGCUUAUUAAAUAGUCUAGGGAAUAGCAGGAUCAACAGUAAAUGUUUGCCAGUUACUGGAUGUGUUUAUUCAAAACUACAGUUGGACACUGUAUUUAAUCCAAGAUACAGUGUUGUCAGACGGAACAAGAUUUCAUAUGAUAUUAAACAUAGAAAGUCUGAGUUGGAUAGAAAAAAGAUCUUCAGAGGAGGGAAAGAGAAUAUUUUGACAGUUCCCAACUUGUUGACAUUUUCAAGGAUUGUGGCUACACCAUUUCUUGGGUACAUGGUUCUACAUGAGCAUUUUCACUUGUCUUUAGGCAUAUUUGCAUAUGCUGGAAUCACUGAUCUGCUGGAUGGUUACAUUGCCAGAAAUUUCUCGAACCAGAAUUCGGCACUUGGGACAGCUCUUGACCCACUGGCUGACAAACUCCUGGUUAUCGUAUUGACUUUGUCACUCACCAAUGUCCAACUCAUACCAAUGUCUUUAACAGCAUUGAUAAUCUUGCGGGAUGUCGGUCUCAUUGCAUCAGUUUUCUACAUACGGUAUAUUUCUUUGCCACCUCCAAAAACCCUGUCACGAUAUUUUGACGUGACUCUGGCUACAGCGAAGCUUUAUCCAUCAAUGCUAAGCAAGAUAAACACAGCCUUGCAGUUAUCUUUGGUUGCCCUGUCUCUUGCUGCCCCAGUCUUUCACUAUGUGGAUCACCCUUUACUGCAGGCAUUAUGGUGCGCCACUGGUAUCACAACGUUCAUGUCUGGAUUGACCUACAUGUUGUCAUGGAGGAAGAACUUCAAAGUCCUUGUGGUCUGACAAAAUUUCUUAAACAACAGAGACAGAGUGGUUAUUGAAAAAGUUGACUGUGAAAAGGAACUAUAACAUAAUUUGUAGUUCUUGAAGUAAAUCACAAAGAGUUGUUAAAGAUUUACAUCAUUUACAACCUUUUGUUGUGCUAAAAUUGCAAAAAUUUGUAUGCCUGUGCAAAAUUGAUGUGUGAAUAGGCCAAGAGUUCUGAAUGUUAGGUGUAUGUGAUACAAAGUUUCAAUAUAUACUACUCAAAAGAAUUUAAGGGUCAAAAAUUUAUAACCAAAUAAGUUUCAGAGUGUAUUAGAUUGAUGAUGUAAACUACACCAAAAUAUUUAUUUAUUGUUCCAU